Molecule: messenger RNA, 5730 nt
Organism: Pan troglodytes (chimpanzee)
Lineage: Eukaryota; Metazoa; Chordata; Mammalia; Primates; Hominidae
Gene: ZNF397
Product: zinc finger protein 397
Exons: 4
Coding region: 623-2227 (534 amino acids)
Biological process (GO): regulation of DNA-templated transcription
Molecular function (GO): DNA-binding transcription factor activity, RNA polymerase II-specific; RNA polymerase II cis-regulatory region sequence-specific DNA binding
Source: RefSeq, a predicted model, not a curated record
GCCAUUCUCCUGCCUCAGCCUCCCGAGUAGCUGGAACUACAGGCGCCCGCCACCAGGCCCGGCUAACUUUUUGUAUUUUUAGUAGAGACGGGGUUUCACCGUGUUAGCCAGGAUGGUCUCUAUCUCCUGACCUCGUGAUCCGCCCGCCUCGGCCACCGCGCCCGGCCGAAAAUCUGAAUAUUUUAAUGGAAAACUGGGAGUGAGAUUCGGGAAUUACUUGACACCAACAAUGAUGGGUGGUGCCAGGGUGGGAACGGCCCAGGCGAGAUGCGGGACCCUCCAGGUGCCGCCGCUCACAAGGACCCCCGACUCCUAGCGCACCCUCCCCUGGGCUUGGAGGUUCCCCCGGGCUAGCGGCUACCGGGAGAAGGCGGUGGAAACGGUAGAGCCCGCGGCUCUGAUUGGCUACCUCAGAGCAAGGGGCGGGGCGGCGGAGGACCCGAAGGGCGCGAGAGCGGAACACUGCGUACGCGCACUUCCGGUCUUUGUGGCUUGCAGCUCGGGGUGGGUGGCUCAUUUCCUGGCCGCUCCUGGGCUUCGCGGAAAGAAGAGAUUACUCACACUCCUUCUCAAGCACAGAACCAGUUGUACUGAGCUUUUUGCUAAGCUGUUUCAGCCAAGAAUGGCUGUGGAAUCUGGAGUGAUUUCAACUCUGAUACCUCAGGAUCCUCCGGAACAAGAACUAAUACUAGUGAAAGUAGAAGAUAACUUGUCCUGGGAUGAGAAAUUUAAGCAGAAUGGGAGUACUCAAUCCUGCCAAGAAUUGUUUCGUCAGCAAUUCAGAAAGUUUUGCUACCAGGAGACACCUGGGCCCCGGGAGGCUCUGAGCCGACUCCAGGAACUUUGCUAUCAGUGGCUAAUGCCAGAGUUGCACACAAAGGAGCAGAUCUUAGAACUGCUGGUACUGGAGCAGUUCCUGAGCAUUCUGCCUGAGGAGCUGCAGAUCUGGGUUCAGCAACAUAAUCCAGAAAGCGGCGAGGAAGCUGUGACCCUGUUGGAGGAUUUAGAGAGGGAGUUUGAUGACCCAGGGCAGCAGGUCCCAGCUAGUCCACAGGGACCAGCAGUGCCAUGGAAGGAUUUAACAUGUCUCAGAGCAUCCCAAGAGUCAACAGACAUCCACCUCCAGCCCUUAAAGACACAGCUGAAAUCCUGGAAACCAUGCCUUUCCCCUAAAAGUGAUUGUGAGAACAGUGAAACAGCAACAAAAGAGGGCAUCUCAGAAGAAAAAUCACAGGGACUCCCUCAGGAACCUUCAUUUCGAGGAAUUAGUGAGCAUGAAAGCAAUUUAGUGUGGAAGCAAGGAAGUGCUACAGGGGAGAAACUAAGAUCUCCUUCCCAGGGGGGCAGUUUUAGUCAAGUGAUCUUCACAAACAAAUCUCUAGGAAAGAGAGACCUUUAUGAUGAGGCUGAAAGAUGCUUGAUUCUAACUACAGACUCUAUAAUGUGUCAGAAAGUUCCUCCAGAAGAGAGACCUUAUAGAUGUGAUGUAUGUGGGCACAGCUUCAAGCAGCAUUCCUCUCUAACACAACAUCAGAGAAUCCAUACUGGAGAAAAGCCCUAUAAAUGUAACCAGUGUGGGAAGGCCUUUAGUUUGAGGUCCUAUCUUAUUAUUCAUCAGAGAAUUCAUAGUGGUGAGAAAGCAUAUGAAUGUAGUGAAUGUGGGAAAGCUUUCAAUCAGAGCUCAGCCCUCAUUAGACAUCGGAAAAUCCAUACUGGUGAGAAAGCUUGUAAAUGUAAUGAGUGUGGCAAAGCAUUCAGUCAAAGUUCAUAUCUCAUUAUACAUCAAAGAAUUCACACUGGUGAGAAACCUUAUGAGUGUAAUGAAUGUGGGAAAACCUUUAGCCAGAGCUCAAAACUCAUUAGACAUCAGCGAAUUCACACAGGAGAGAGACCCUAUGAAUGUAAUGAAUGUGGAAAAGCUUUCAGGCAGAGCUCAGAGCUGAUUACUCAUCAGAGAAUACAUAGUGGAGAGAAACCCUAUGAAUGUAGUGAAUGUGGAAAAGCUUUCAGUUUGAGCUCAAACCUUAUCAGACAUCAGAGAAUUCAUAGUGGAGAGGAACCUUAUCAGUGUAAUGAAUGUGGCAAAACUUUCAAAAGGAGCUCAGCCCUUGUUCAGCAUCAGAGAAUUCAUUCUGGGGAUGAAGCUUAUAUAUGUAAUGAAUGUGGGAAGGCUUUCAGGCACAGAUCGGUCCUUAUGCGCCAUCAAAGAGUCCACACUAUAAAGUAAUUUUUGAAUACUGUGAAUAGUGUAAAUACUUCAGUCAGAUUUUUAUGUUUGUUAGUCAAAAGAGUUUACUUUGGAGCAAAACUCCAUAAAGGUUAUAAAAUACUAGGUCUUGAGUCUAGCUUGCUUUGUGCAGCGUUUCCCAGUGCUAAUGUAAAGUGUCCCUUGAAAGCUUUUCCUGUGACUAAUCAGAACAGAAUACAGAAGAAUCAUUACUUCCAGCUCUUCUCUUAUUAGGAAUACUCAGGAAAUACGAAAAGUGGGAAUGUAACAUUGAAACCUCAUUUUGUAUGAAAGUGUCAUGAAUAUAGCAACCCAGGCUCUGUCACUGCAUCUGAUUGUUAGUGUGCUAGGUUAUGGGGCUGGUGUGGACUGUGUGAGGCACUUUGUCUCAGGAACUAAAAAAAAAAAAAAAAAACUGACCCAAUAAAGAACAGUGACAGAGCAGCAGGAAAAGUGGGGAAAUGGCUUCAUCAAUGAUUUGUUGAGCCCAGGGCAGGCCAGGAAUUAGAUAGGCAUGAGAAGAAAGAAUAUAAUUUACCCAAAGUUUAUUUUUUGAGUACCUACUUUGUCCCAGGAACUAGGAAUACAGUGGAAAACGACUGUAGUCUCUACAGUCUAAUGGGCAAGGCAGCCAGACAGGCAGUGAAAGUGGAAUGCUCCUAUGUGACCUUAAGGAGCACCUGACUCAGCCUUGGAUAAGGAAAUGGGGGAAAUGGCCUGAAGGAUGAGGAGGAGUUAGCCAAGGUGGUACUCCAGGGAAGUGGUACCCCAGUAAAGAACAGUAGCCAAAGGCCAGAAACAAAGUGUGGAGCAUUCCUUGAGUUCCUGUUGUAGUGAGAUCUUGUCUGUCAGAGAAGUCUGGGUCUGGCCAGACUCUUAAGCAGUGCCAAUGGAGAAGUUCCUGUUAAUAGACAAAACCUGGAGCCCUUGGGCCACAGGGUAGUCAAGAGCUUUGUCUUGGUUUAUGUGACCCCAGGGAAAGGGCAAAUAUGUGGUUUCCUUGCCCAACCUGUAGGCUAUCCUACAACUUCCAUGAGGGUGGUGGUGGGAAUGAGGGUGAGAAAGAGCCCAGCCUAUACCUCAAGAGUCUGUUAGAGUGUUAAGACUCUAUUCUCCUUUGAGUCUAAACACAAUAUCAGAGCUGCUGUCAGGUUUCUUAAAAUUCCCAACGCUCUGGAUCAGAAGCUGCCAUAUCAUUUGUUUCUGGGGCUAUACGCCCACAAUUCCUAGUACAUUCCCUUGGGCUUUGGUGCUCAAAAAAUAUUUGUCAGUUGCUGGGUCUGUGACAUUCUUUGGGCACCUCGCACAUGUUCAGUUUUGUCUUACGUCACCAGUAUUUCACAAUAUCUUUUGCAAUUUUUUUUUUUUUUUUUUUUUUUUUGAGAUGGAGUUCGCUCUUGUUGUCCAGGCUGGAGUGCAAUAGCACGAUCUUGGCUCACCACAAACUCUGCCUCCUGGGUUCAAGCGAUUCUCCUGCCUCAGCCUCCUGAGUAGCUGGGAUUACAGGCAUGCACCACCACAGCUGGCUAAUUUUGUAUUUUUAGGAAAGACAGGGUUUCUCCAUGUUGGUCAGGCUGGUCUGAAUUCCCGAUCUCAGGUGAUCCGCCCGCCUCGGCCUCCCAAAGUGCUGGGAUUACAGGCGUGAGCCAUGGCGCCCAACCAUCUUUUGCAAAUUUUAUUAAAGACAAUGCUAAAAGGAAGUGACAACUGAAACUAAUGGUCACAGUCAGUCGAGACUUCCCUUUUCUGAGGGGCCUAGCAGGAAGAGAAUAUUUAGACUGAUGCUUAGUGUAAGAAGGAAUGUUGUACAGGUUAGCCAGCAACACAAAGACAUAUUCAAAAGACCUAAUAGGUCAGAAGAAUAACACACCACACCAAAAACAAAUCUGUAUGGAAAUCUAGAAUCAUGUGCAUAGAAAAAGAAUUUUCAUGAGGAUAAAAAGAAGCAAAGAGAAGUAAUGCUCUUAUUGGGGCAUGCAUCAGUGGACAUGUGCUAACCAGUAAGAACAGCAGGAGGCCUAAAUGCCGAUGUUUAGGGAGAGAAUAUGGAAAAAAUUGAUGGGAUUAUUUGGAAAAGAUGUAAGAUAUUAAAAUACAUGGUAAGAGCUACUCAACUCUUGUUUUCCUCCUUUUCCAUAGAUAAAGACCUGAACAAACUGAAAAGGUAGGACGUAAAGUAGGAAUUGUAAAACGGAAAUACUCUUUAUAUAAGAAAGCUCUACUGUAUGUCAGAAAGCAAUGUAAUAGAUAGACCAAGCACAGUGGCUCACACCUAUAAUGCCAGCACUUUGGGAGGCCAAGGCUGGAGGAUUGCUUGAGUCUAGAAGUUCAAGCCGAGCCUGGGCAGCAUAGUGAGACCCCAUCUCUACAAAAAAUAAACAGAAUUUGCCAGACGUGGUAGUGCAUGCCUGUAGACCCAAGUAUUUGGGAGGCUGAGGUGAGAGGUUCGCUUGAGCCCUGGAAGUCGAGGCUUCAGUGAGGCAAGAUCACACCACUGCACUCCAGCCUGGGAGAGCAAGACCCUGUCUCCAAACCAAAAAAAAAGGAAAAAAGUAAAUGUAACAGAUACUUGCUAAGGGCUUUGUAUAUACUUAUUAUUGUUAUUUCUCAGCACGUAUGUAGCAGAUGAGGAAAUGAAGGCUAAAGGUCAUAUAUCUACAAAGUGGGGAGGUCAGACUUUGAACCCACAACCUGACUGUGGAGCCACUUCAGUAUACUCUCUCCCCAUAAGAAAGUUCCAAUAGAAAAAAAAAAUGCUACUUAAGUAGGGAAAUCACAAAAUAAGUGCCAAUGAACAAUAAAUGUUCAACCUCACUACAGUUAAAAUGUAUAUUAAAGCAAGAGUUGAGAUGACACUUUUCCUUAUAAAACAGACAGGGAUUCAGGGACAUUGGGACUCUAAUGCUGCUGGUAAGACAUGAAUAAAUACAUACCAUCUCUGGCAAUCAAUACCAGAAGCCUUAAGCAUUGCCUUUUGACUUUGAAGUUGUACCUGGAAAUGUAUGUUUCAGUAACCAUCAUGAAUGUACACAAAAUCCUGAAACUGUUAAAACUGAUGUCACAGGCCAGGCACAGUGGCUCAUGCCUGUAAUCCCAGCACUUUGGGAGGCUGAGGCGGGUGGAUCACCUGAGAUCAGGAGUUCGAGACCAGCCUGACCAAUAUGGUGAAACCCCGUCUCUACUAAAAAUACAAAACAAUUAGCUGGUGUGGUGGCAUGUGCCUGUAGUCCCAGCUACUUGGGAGGCUGAGACAGGAGAAUUGCUUGAACCCAGGAGGUGGAGGUUGCAGUGAGCCGAGAUUGUACCACUGUAUUCCAGCCUGGGUGACAGAGUGAGACUGUGUCUCAAAAAAAAAAAAAAAAAAAAAAAAAAAAACUGAUGUCAAUUAAUAUUAAAUGAGGUAUUCAUGAUAUAUUGUUAAGUAAAAAUAUUACAAAACAAUAUGUACAGUAUGAUCCUAUGUAAAAUACAUAUUUAUGUAUUAAAAAUACUGAAAACAUAAA